Camelina sativa (false flax) is the source of this 2889-nucleotide messenger RNA. RefSeq names its product putative respiratory burst oxidase homolog protein G. Gene Ontology annotation, molecular function: NAD(P)H oxidase H2O2-forming activity; peroxidase activity; calcium ion binding. The record is from RefSeq and is a predicted model, not a curated record. Lineage: Eukaryota; Viridiplantae; Streptophyta; Magnoliopsida; Brassicales; Brassicaceae. Gene Ontology annotation, cellular component: plasma membrane.
UUUUUUUUUUAGGAUUACACACUUAAAAGUUAAAGUUUGCUUCUAAAUCGUCCCUCCUUUUACUUACAGAGCAUUGACUUGAGAUGCAAGAAACACAUUAUUCCGUUUAAUCGUCUUUUUUUUUUCUUUUUUCUUCUUUUGCUCCCGUUUGGUUUUCACGUUGAAACAAUGGAGAGAGUGAGCUUUGAAUUACCGGACUAUCAUCACUCAGACAGAGAGGCUGAGAAGAGCAGCGAUGUAGUUCCGUUGACCAACGAAAACCUGGAGAUGGAAAACCUUAGAAACACGGCGGUGGAUGAAGAAUCGAGCGUGAAGGAAGAUACGGAGCUGAUGACGCAGAAACGAAACGGUCGGGUGAAACUUACUAACAAGCUCAAACGCUUGAAAUCAUCUGUCUUUGGAGAAAGCAAGCCAACUGGCUUGGACCGUUCAAAGUCAACGGCUGGUCGGGCUUUGAAAGGGCUCAAGUUCAUCAGUAAGACCGACGGUGACGCUGGCUGGAGUGCCGUGGAGAAGCGGUUUCUUAAGAUCACGGCCACCACUGGUGGAUUGCUACUUCGGUCAAAAUUUGGUGAAUGCAUAGGGAUGAACUCAAAGGACUUUGCUUUGGUAUUGUUCGAUGCAUUAGCUAGAAGACAGGGUGUGACAGGGGAUGUGAUUGAUAUGGACCACUUGAAGGAAUUUUGGGAACAAAUAAGUGACCAAAAUUUUGAUUCCAGGCUUAUGACAUUUUUUGACAUGAUGGAUAAAAACGCCAAUGGUAGACUGACGGAAGACGAAGUUAGAGAGAUCAUCAACCUUAGUUCAUCUGCCAACCAUCUGUCAUCUAUCCAGAAAAAGACUGAUGAAUAUGCAGCAAUGAUCAUGGAAGAGCUUGACCCUGAUCAUAUGGGGUACAUCAUGGUGGACAGUCUUAAGAGAUUGCUUCUACAAGCGGAAACACAAUCUGUAAGCACAAUUAGUGAAGACAAAAAGGAACUGAGCGACAUGUUAAGUGAGAGUCUCAAGCCUACGCGUGACCCUAAUCCGUUGAGGAGAUGGUAUCGUCGACUUAGAUUUUUCAUACUGGAUGGCUGGCAAAGAAUGUGGGUGAUCGCGCUAUGGCUCACCAUUAUGGCCAUCCUCUUCACGUACAAGUAUAUCCAGUACAAGAAUCGAGCUGUGUAUGAGGUGUUGGGGCAUUGUGUGUGCUUGGCCAAAGGUGCAGCAGAGACGCUGAAGCUAAACAUGGCCUUGAUUUUGUUACCUGUAUGCAGAAACACUAUCACGUGGCUUAGAAAUAAGACUAGGUUUGGUGUUUUUGUCCCUUUUGAUGACAACAUCAAUUUUCAUAAGGUUAUAGCGGUGGGAAUUACGGUAGGAGUAGUCAUACACGCCGUGGCCCAUUUGGCUUGCGAUUUUCCACGGCUAAUCGCGGCAACUCCCGAAGAAUACAUGCCUCUCGGAAAGUUCUUCGGGGAGGAGCAACCGAAGAGAUACAUGCAUUAUGUGAAGUCAACAGAAGGAAUAACAGGACUCGUAAUGGUUCUCUUGAUGGUUAUUGCUUUUACACUGGCUCUGCCUUGGUUUAGGCGGGGGAAGCUAGAAAAAAGGCUUCCUGGGCCACUUAAGAAAAUCGCGAGCUUCAAUGCCUUCUGGUACACUCACCAUUUGUUCGUUGUAGUCUACAUUCUCCUUGUCCUUCACGGAUACUACUUGUACCUCAGUAAGGAAUGGUACAAGAAAACGACGUGGAUGUACUUGGCAGUACCAGUAGCUCUCUAUGCAUGCGAGAGAUUAAUACGAGCAUUCAGGUCCAGCAUCAGGACAGUAAAAGUUCUUAGGGUAGCGGCUUAUCCUGGAAAAGUAUUGACUUUGCAAAUGUCAAAGCCUAAAAAUUUCAAAUACAUGAGCGGUCAAUACAUGUUUGUAAACUGUCCAGCAGUCUCACCGUUUGAGUGGCAUCCAUUUUCAAUAACUUCUACACCACAAGAGGACUUUCUGAGCGUUCAUAUAAAAUCACUAGGAGAUUGGACAGAGGCUAUCCAAGGAGUCUUCUCCGAGGUGUCUAAGCCAUCUCCGGUCGGAGACACAUUGCAUGGUGCAAAUAGUCCCGGUUUCCCCAAAAUCAUGCUUGAUGGUCCGUACGGCGCACCAGCUCAAGACUACAAGAAGUACGAGGUGGUUUUGCUGAUCGGCCUUGGCAUUGGAGCCACCCCGAUGAUCAGCAUUAUCAAGGAUAUUAUCAACAAUACGGAGACCAAAGAACAGCUCAGCCGAAUGGAGAAGGGAUCGCAACAGGAGCCACACGUUAAGAAAGAAACUUUCAAAACGCAAAGGGCUUACUUCUACUGGGUAACAAAGGAGGAGGGCACGUUUGAUUGGUUCAAAAACAUCAUGAACGAAAUCGCGGAACGGGACAAAAGCAAAGUCAUAGAACUACACAAUCAUUGCACUAGUGUUUACGAAGAAGGAGACGUUCGUUCCGCGCUCAUAAGGAUGCUUCAGUCUCUAAACUAUGCCAAGAAUGGUUUAGACAUUGUUGCUGGGACAAGGGUCAUGUCCCAUUUCGCCAGACCUAACUGGAAAAACGUCUACAAACAGAUAGCUAUGGAUCACCCUGGCGCUAAUGUUGGAGUGUUCUAUUGUGGAGCACCGGUAUUGACAAAGGAAUUAAGGCAUCUAGCGUUGGAAUUCACACACAAGACAAAUACAAGAUUCUCCUUCCACAAAGAGAACUUCUAAAGACAAUGAAGCAAUUCUACCCACAAUGCUGAUAGAGUAUAAACGAUGGCCAAGAAAUUAAUGAAAAUUGUGGAGAGUUAGUGUGUCAUAUUUGUGUGUUUGAGGAUUGAAUUUUGGUUUUUCUUUUUGUGAUGAUUAUGUGAAAUGUAUGUUUUAUGCGCUUUU